Messenger RNA from Dichomitus squalens LYAD-421 SS1, 5827 nucleotides. RefSeq lists its product as uncharacterized. The record is from RefSeq and is a predicted model, not a curated record. The coding region runs from base 60 to 2960 and encodes 966 amino acids. Lineage: Eukaryota; Fungi; Basidiomycota; Agaricomycetes; Polyporales; Polyporaceae. The transcript is spliced from 12 exons.
CCUCCAACGCCGCAUGCAGCACGCUCAUGCGCGCCUCACUGUUCUCGUGAACUCGGUUCAUGGCCGCAAUACAUCAACCUAGGACGAAGAAGGCCGAGAGAAUCAAUGAUCAACUUUUCCCGCUGUUCUUCAGGACUUUCCAAACUGGUACCGUCGCAGAGUUCGCAACCACAGCGGACAAGUUAGCCAAUUGGCUGAAGGUGGAUAAAGCAUAUUACUCGAGAGCGCGACCCACGAUCGUUGAGUUGCUGGAGACUGCUCAUGAUACCGUACGCCGCCACAGCGAAGACUCAGAGCUGCCUUUCCACGUCAGCAGGGUGAAUGACGGUGUGCGCCCUUACGCAGAACCGUUCGUGAGACUUGUUCGGACCGUGGCGCCCUUCUACCCGCUCUUUCCGGAACCUCACCUUCAAAUGCGUCUGCGCGACAUUUUCCAGACAAUAUGUGACGAUGUUGCUGAGUUCUUAUCGCAGCCACUGCCCUUCCACCGUGGCUCGACGACACCGUCUGCCGUUACGACUCGAACAACUCCGCCCUCGCCCCCCGCACACAGCCCCGUCACUUCUGAAGGUCCUACUGCCCUGUCGUUGACUCAAGGUCUGACAACCCAGGAGACUUCGGUACAUCUUCCACCCGCACACACCACGAACUUUGGAACCCCUCCAACAACAAGUAACCCGCUGCAGCUAUUAAGCAGCGGUCCAAGUCCCUUUAUCGCUAAAAUCUCUGGCAGCUCAGAUAUCACUUCGACAUCAUCCUCCCCCAGAACUGCAACGCCAACUAUGCCUCAGACGAACCAGGUGGCAGCUCCCGCGGCUCCUGUGCCUCCAGUGGCUUCAUCUCCAACCACUGCGACUGCGACAUCUCAUAGCACGCGUCCUAAGGUGAAGAAGAAGAAACUCGCUUUCGAUGACUUCAUCGAAGCAGAUCUCAACUGGUACAAAGACAAACAUUCUACCCAAGCUCAGGAUUCGCUUCCACCGACCCCACGGGCGACAUCGGAGGCAGUGACGUCAUCCAUCGGUACAUCCAGCGCACUUGUCGCGCAGCUCACGGAGCCGAUGUCGGGGAGAUUAGCUAGUCCUCCGAUGGAGGUACCGCAGUCAAUACAAACUGAUGCUGUCCCUGUCCUCGAUCCCUCGACCGCCACGCUAGAUACUCAGACUUCACGGUCGCCAUCUGUACCUCUGCAAGACGUCGUGUCACCCAAAUCCAGAUCACCUUCUGUACCACUGCGUUUUGUGGUGAAGCCGCAUCUGAAGCGGAAGGCGCCAGACGACGACGUUGACUUACAAGAAGCUCGAGUCGAGUCCAGGCCACGUUCCCGUCCCCAAAGUCCUACAUUACUGCCACCAUCCCUCACACGACGUCCAACGCCUUCAGUCCUACCGCCUGUUGUCGCUGCCGAUAAGGAGGAGACGGAUGUGCGGCCAAACCCACCCACGCCUGCGAAUGAUCCUCCCCCAUCCAGCGGGGCCCUGCCUUCCCCUCUAGCAACCAAGAAGGAGAAGAGGAAGAAACGGAAGGGCCCGCCAGGCUUGAGGGUUCUCCCUCUGCACCCUCUCACUGAGGAACAGCUCAAGGAGAAGCUGGACACCGAAGGUGCUCUGCAGGACCUGCCCGUUGUACGCCCUUCGAGAGGGAAGAAGAGCAACAAGGAGGAAGGACAGCUCGAGUCCGAAUCCAAAUCGAGGUCAUGGACUCCACCUCCAGAACUGCCUCAAGAAGAGCCGAGUUUCGGGCCCAUCAGCGAUGCCAGGCAGACUACUGAGCCUUCUUCUGCAGCCGCACAGGGCUCGGAACGUGCUGCUUCACCGCAGGAAGCAGCCCGAGUACAUACGUCCGCUCCUGUGGAUCUCCCUUCGGACAUCGUCCUUGAGGAGACUGUAGCCUUUGCCGCUUCUCCUGAUGCAAUGGAGGUAGAUGCAGCUCUCGAGCUGCCACGACUUAGUGUCGGUCAAGAUCCCGCAGCACCCGAUACGCCAGAAGGAGAGAAAGGAGCUGCAGCAGCGGAAGAUGUGUCCAUGGGAGAGACGGCACAAUCUGGAGAGAUACUUCUUGGGGAUGAUGUCACGAUGCAAGUGGAUUCACCGGCGGAACCUAUGGACGGGAGCUCGACACCUGCCGGUCAUAGCAGCGCUGUCCAUCCUGCCCCAAGUGUAGAAGAACCCGGACACUCCAAUGGCGACGCGACUUACAUGAAUGGCACAAAGGCUAUUGAACCUCCUGCACGAAGUCCUGUCCAUGCUAGCCUCCCAUCAACCAGUGCUAUCGAACCACAGGAGGACCGGAUGGAUCCUCAAGCAUCUCCCUUCGCGUCGAGACUGGUGCGAUUGCUCAGCCUUGAGCGCGGCCAUCCUUCACACACUUCCCCGCGGGAACCAGUCGAGCUCAAUUUUACUCUCACUGACGAGGAGAUGCUGCACAUCGCGCGGUGGAACGAUCGGGAGAAUUCAACGAGCGACCUCUCAGCAAGCAUGUGUGUAUCACUUGUGUCAUACCCUCUCGAGCAAUGUGCCAAAGCAUUCAAUGGCGAUCCGUACACUGAUCAAGAAGACAUCGAUGUUGUCGGUUUCGGAUGCCCGAGAUCUUGGCCACAGGAUGGCUCUAUAUAUGUUGUCCUUGACGUCUCCGGAGAACGCGGUCCGCCCCGUAGUAUCAACGUGGCACCGCCCUUUGGAUUUAACACAUUACAUCGACCUGUUGAUCUCGGGGGGCACGGAGUACAUCCUGGCGACAACACUCUUCAUUUAUUCCAGUUCCGAGAUCAUUCGGACUGCAUAUUUGCCGUCGUGCUUCAUCGUCCUACAGUGGAACAAUUAGCGGAGGUCGAAGCCGUCCUGAAACGUGAGCGCGCAUUAGAAGAUUGGAUCGAAGGGUUAGGGAGCUUCAACCUGCCUACACCAAGGUUGCUUCACGCCCCAAACGGGAACGUCGCAUACAGUCGGUGUAAUAUGUAGCCUCUACCGUGUAUUGUACUGCAAGCGGGGACCGGAUGAGUCCCACUGCUCGCUCGCUUCUCGCUGUCUCCACGCUUUCGUGCUCGUCAAGCUAUUUCUAGUCAUGUCCACUUCAUAUAAUGCAUAUCAGCGUGAAUAAGAUAUUGUGAUGUAUCAUAGCAACCCGCAAUGUCUGCAUGAAAGAAUCUAUAUGAUGCAAAGGUCCGUGCGUGCUGGGGUACCCCCAUGAACAAACUCCGAGGUCGACAGCGCGCUGGUACGUCCUCACGACACGCCCUCUUGGAACCACUGUGGACACUGGCACUCUCGCGCCCUACCAAAAAAAAACUCCGAGAGUUUUCCGCUUAGCCCCGAGCCGAAAAAGAUUAGAAAUUUGGCGGUACGACUUUCGAAUACAUGAUCAGGCUCAUCGCCGUCUCGUCAUGCCGUGCUCGCGCAGCUUGUUGCAGCAACAAAUCGAUCGGCAUCUCAGAUUCCAAGAGCAAGAUCCAAAGGACGAGGUCUGCCAAUAGCAUUCGAAGACGUGCCCGCGGAGACCCGAACCAACCGAAACGCAGUAUAGAGCCGUCGUGAACUCAUGUGGCUGCGACAGACGCUGCAGGCGACAUCCUUGCCCGGGAAGAUGCUGCACCUGGAGAUGUGGAGGGCUUUCUCGGGACGCCUUUCGGACUGCGGGGACUCUUGGGACGUCGACGAGCCCUCUCAAGAUUCAACCAUAUAAGGGUUUGCUUAUAUGCUGCCAUCUUCUCGUCUUCAGAGGGCUCCGCCGCGUGGAGCACAAAUAGACGGUCCGCCAAUGGCGCGAGGUGGAUGAGGUCAAGCGUGUUUUUCCCGUGUCGGACGGUAAGAGUGAUAUCCAAAUGUGUGGUCCAUGGACUAGGCUGAUGCGUGAACCAAGCGGUCCCAGAGGUGUUGUCUUCGCGCUUGACCUCCACGACGAGUUUACCUGGCUCCGGCCAGUCUGAUGGGAUGUCGAAUAAGGUGGCAGCUACGUCCUCCGGCGAAAGUCUUGGGUCCUGCAGGACUGCUUGGGCUGGUGUGAUCGGUAGACAGAGUAGAUGAACCGCCACGUGGCGCUCAUUGAGACUGAUAGACUUUUGUCUGGUUGACCAUCGUUGAAUUGCAUCAGCAGUGGCAUGAUCCACAAAGAAAUCCAUCGACUCGAUCCGCGCGGACGGCUGCCCUCUGACAUUCCCCCAUAAACCUGGGACGACACAUGGAGGGUAGUCCUCCGAUGGUGGGUCAUUCGGCCUCUGUACAGAGUGCAUAUCGUCGUCAGGCUCCUGUACCACUCGUUCGUCCUCGGGGGUUCGAUCCAAGAUGCGCGUAACGGUUUCGGAAUCUUGACGAGAUGAGUCUGAUGCAAUGUUAUCUGCCUCCUGCGUAGCAGCGAUGUCUUCCCGGUCGAUGGAGACGGAGCUCGUCUGGGGAGAGUGCGGAGGUAGAAAUGGGCUGGAGGUUGCAGGUAUGAUGAUGGUACACUGAUUAUCUGAAGGCAUCUCUGAUGGCACUUGCAUUGAAGGUUCGUCUGGCGCAGGUGGUUGUGAAGUGGGUAUGGUGGGACUGGGACUGCCGAGGCUCGAGCUCGAAGCCGCUGGAAAAGGCAAAGGUAUUGCCGGAUGUGGCUGGAGAUCAGUUGGCGAGAUAUCCGGAUAGCGAUCUCUGUUCAGCGCAGGAUCAGGAUUCGAAGGGGAGGCAAUCCGAGACCGAGAACUGGGCGGAGGAGUUACGUCUGCAGGCACAUGAACUUCGGCAUGAUCUGCUGGAGGAAGGACUUCAGUAUCUUGGUCCAUGGGAGUAUCCUCGUCCAACGCCAUGGGGGUAACAAUUUCUAGGGACGGUUCCGUCGGCAACUCCAAUUUCGGACGUUUAGGCGGGGAAACAGAUAUGUCAGGGCCAGGCUCCCUCACCCGCUUCACGGAAUGCAUCGUAUCUGUCGCCUUCUCCCCGGAUAUCUGCUCGCGCACUUGCUUCGCGAGUUUCACGAAGUCGGCACAUAGCUUAUCCGAAAGAAGCCUGUAUGCUCGUCUCUUCACCGUCUCCUCGUCCACUCCAGGUUUACGCAGCUUCGCGUUGCGUUCCACGAGUGGAACCAAUAUGGCACGGCAUUGAUCCAGAACGCGUUGGGAAAGAGGUGGGGACUGUCGCAGGGGCGGUACUGCGGGCGAAGAAGUCGACCGUGAGACAGACGCAGACAUGCCUCCUACGUGGGCGAUGACAUCAGCCGGAGGUCGUCCUACGGUGUUGUGUGUGGUGGUCGGAGACAUGGAAGAAGAACUGUUUACAAGAUAUAGCUUGUCUGUUUGAGGUGGCAACGCAGCAGCGAGAAAGGCGUCGACGUCGAUGACUCCAUCCUUCGUGCUCUCCACAGACUCAUUCUCUUCCUUUGGCACAUUCAUAAUCGAGUCGUGCAUCCCGCUAGGAGGAAAGUCGGUCGGGUUCCCGAACACAUCGAUAGUCGAACGCGAUCCCCUCUUCCUUCUGACAAGGUGUUCGCUGCGCGUGGGCGAGGGGAUGGUAACGGGCAAUUCCUCGGUCUUGAUUCGUACGCCAGAGGUCACGGUCUGCACUGAGGGCUCAUCUUGCAUUUUCUCGCCCAGGACCUGUGAAACCUCACCUUCUUCUCCUCCCUCCUUGACGGCGCUUUCCCUUUGCCCAUGGUCAUACCGCUUGUCUGUUUUACCCGUGUCGGACAUACGCGCGAGCAGCGCAGGUUUCUCCGCUCCAUCCCGGGAACACACGCUCGGCGGGUCUGAGUCACGCACGCGGACCCACGAGCGAUUGGGAUAGAUUGGCUUCUUUCCUUUGCCAGCAGCUGUCUCCGCUUUCGUCUGCCAUUGCGAGAGAGGAGUGGGGGAGCGCUCGCG